Pungitius pungitius (ninespine stickleback) is the source of this 5044-nucleotide messenger RNA. RefSeq names its product ubiquitin specific peptidase 43b (gene usp43b). The transcript has 16 exons. The record is from RefSeq and is a predicted model, not a curated record. Gene Ontology annotation, biological process: protein deubiquitination. Gene Ontology annotation, molecular function: cysteine-type deubiquitinase activity. Bases 376 to 3831 code for a protein of 1151 amino acids. NCBI's taxonomy places the organism in Eukaryota, Metazoa, Chordata, Actinopteri, Perciformes, Gasterosteidae.
GACGCUGAGCACGUGGGGGAGGGGGGCAUCCCGCGCAAUCACAAGGCUUUUCUCCUCACCACGCGAAGUCGCGAGCGAUGUGGAGGGGAGCGCUCGCUGCUGUAACUGGACGGCGCGGCGGCUCGUGCUGCGCCGGGCACGACGAGGUGCUGCGGAGUCGGCGUGAUAAUGACCGCCUUCAGUGAGCGCUGCGAUGGAUGAGGGAGGUUCAGCGUCAGCUCGGGGCGGAACAACAGUGAGCCGCUGUGCCUGCCGGCCGCGCCAUGGUGUCACCUCGGCUCUCCGGACGGGGCACGCUGGCGGAGAUGUGACACGCCGGCGUCGGAAUUUAAACCGCUAUCAGGGUCCGAAAUAGACGAGCGAGGGAGAGGAGCCAUGGAGAGAGCCAAGGGGGGGACGCCGACGACGCGGGAGGAGAAGCGCAAAGACAAAAAGCCAAAGCCGGGUAAGCUCUUCCGAAGGAAAUCGUUGAAGUCCGUGGGGAGUUUCAUGAACAGAAUAAUUAAAACUUUGGGCACUUUGACCCACUUUGGAGACCCGGACGCGCGGGACGCGGAGGACGACGACGGGGGGUUCCGGAACGGCGCGCCGUGCACCCUCAGCGCCGGCUCGGGCUCCAUCAGGGGAGACGCGCAUCUGACUCGGGAGCGCGUGGUGAAGAACCCCGCGAGCACGUCCUCCUCCCUGUGCACCGGCCGAGACAAACUGCUUCACCAAUUCGCCGACAGAAUCCCGGGUGUCGUGGGGCUGAAGAACCACGGCAACACCUGCUUCAUGAACGCCGUGGUCCAGUGUCUGAACAACACGGACCUGCUCGCCGAGUACCUGGGGCUGGAGCGGUACAAGCCCGACCUCGGUCACGCCACGGUGCGCGCGCACGGGAGGAGCGCGGAGACGCGGCCCGCCGAGGGGGGAGAGGUCACGGAGCGGCUGGCGUCGCUGGUGAGGGCUCUGUGGACUCUGGAGUACACCCCGCAGCUGUCUGUGGACUUUAAGACUGUGGUGUCCAAGUACGGAUCGCAGUUUCGUGGCAACUCGCAGCACGACGCCCUGGAGUUCCUCCUGUGGCUGCUGGACCGCGUCCACGAAGACGUCCAUCCGGCCUCCCACAAUAACAACAACAAGACCAAAGCUCCCAGAAAGGGCCCCAGCGGAGCUGAGGAGGUGCUGUUUCCUGACCCCUCGCAGUCCGAGCAGCUCCGGAUCCAGAACAGCUUCGUCCAGGAACAUUUCCAGGCACAGUACAAAUCUUCACUGACGUGCCCCCACUGCAUGAAGCAGAGCAACACCUUUGACCCGUUCCUGUGCAUCUCACUCCCAAUUCCUCUUCGCCAGACCAGGUGGUUGUGUGUGGUGCUGGUGUUCAGCACCAAAGGACAGAGGUACCUGCGGGUCGGGCUGGCCGUGCCUUUGUUCGGCUCCGUGGCCUUCCUCAGGAGGAUGGCGGCUGACGAGGGGAGAAUUUCCCCAGACCAGGUGAUCCUGACAGAGGUUUACUCCACAGGCCUCCAGCGCUCCUUCUUCGAUGAGGAGGACCUGAGCAGCAUAGCUGAGAGUGAUGUCAUCUAUGCCUUCCAGGCUCCGCCCCUGUACAUCAGAGGAGGUUCGGCGCGGAUCUCAGGGUACCACCACAGCCUCCCGUCGUCUCCAUACUCCACUGGUCCCGAGGGUCAGAGGCUUCCUUCGUCGGGGACGGUGUCAUCCGAGUUCCUCAACCAAGGCGCCCCCGUGAAGAUUCUGCUGUUGGUGUGCAACGCUGCAGGCGGCGGCCAGCAGGCUGUCAGGUUUGGACCUCCGUUCCUGAUGAGGGAGGACCGAUCCAUCUCCUGGGACCAGCUGCAGCAGAGCAUCCUCAGCAAACUGUAUUACCUGAUGAUCAAUGGGGCCCAGGCGCAGAACACCAGGGUGCUGUUCAACAUCCGCGUGGUGGGAGGAUCGGCGUUUUACAGCUACCUGUCUCCUCAGGACGCGCGGCCCCUCCUCCACCCCGCUGUCGACAGAGCUCUGAAGCUGUGCUGCUCAGGAGGACCACCGCACGUGAAGCUCAUCAUCGAGUGGGAGCACAGAAUCAAAGACUGCCUGUUCGGUAACAUCCAGGAGGAGGUGGUGAAGGACGCGGACAGCGUGAGGAGUCAGCAGCAGCAUCACGUCCAACAGUACAGCUGCACGCUGGACGAGUGCUUCCAGCUCUACACCAAAGAGGAGCAGCUGGCCCCGGACGACGCCUGGAAGUGCCCCCACUGUAAGCAGCUGCAGCAGGGCAUGGUGAAGAUGAGCCUGUGGACGCUCCCGGACAUCCUCAUCCUCCACCUGAAGCGCUUCAGGCAGGUGGGGGAGCGGAGGAACAAGCUCACCACCUUCGUGCAUUUCCCCCUGGCGAGCCUGGACAUGGCGCCGCACAUGGUGAGCCGCGGCCACGGCCCCCAUCAGCCCGGCUGGACUCAGCCCCGACGGCCGGACCUGGCUCCUCCCGACUUCCUGUACGACCUGUAUGCCGUGUGCAACCACCACGGAGGAAUGCACGGCGGACACUACACAGCCUCCUGCAGGAACUCGGUGGACGGCCAGUGGUACGGCUACGACGACAGCAGCGCCGAGCCGGUGCCUGAAGCGGACGUGUGCACACGUGAAGCCUACAUCCUAUUCUACCAGAGGAGGGACACCAUCCCCCCCUGGUCCGCCAGUUCUUCAGUCACCGGUUCCACCAGCUCAUCCGCCUCCGACCACUGGCUGGUCCGGCUGGCCGGGGGCAGUGAGCGGGGCAGCGUGGUGUCGGGGGAACCUGCGCCUCUGGGUCCCAUCCAGGUCCCAGAGUCUCCUGAGCUGCCAGUGUUCGGAGAGGACCCCCCCAGAACAGCAGAGACAGAUGCGCUGGCGACCAAGCCCUUUGUCCGUGGGAGCAGGAGUGUGAGCAUGAGGUCACCAACCAAGCCCAAGGAGACUCUGAGCAGAGUUCUGCCCCUGCGCUGGUCUUUUGGCUCCAAGGACGGCGUGAGGAACCCAGCCCCGACCCAGCCGGGGGAGCUGGUGGAGUACCUGGAGUCCGGGCGCCGCCCCCGGUGCACCAAAGAGCCUAUAACAGCACUGGUGGCCUCCCCACCACAGACGAGUGCCCCGGCACACGACUGCAGCUCACCCAGCGGCAGCAGUCUCAGCCACACCGACAGAACCGCCUCCGACGCUUGUUACUCCCCCAAAGUGCCGGCGGGACAGAGCCGAGGUUGUGUCGGUAACCGGGACGAUGGCUCCCUGAAGCACAGGUCAUCCAAGCCUCAGCCUCAGAGAGGGGCCCUUCUGAUGGGCCACGUCAGCCACAGCGCACCUCCCAGCAGGGAGUCCACCCUGAGGAGGACCAAGGUGCCGACAGGGGUGACCUUCAGGACGCAGAAAGACUCGUUGCAGGCGGCCACUCAACCCGGAGACAGGAGGGGGCCGGGGGCUCGGGAGGGCCGCAGCCACGACAGCCUCCUGUCUUUCUUCAGACCCGCUUUCAUGAAGAAGGACCUCCCCAGGACCCCGGCCAAGGGGCACGACCCGCGCUCAAACGGCCCCCCGGAGAGACUGGCGCGCGGCCAUCUAGCCAAACUGUCCCUCUCCAACGGGACGCUGACCACGGCCAGCUGUGACGCCCGCGGCGGCAGAGGCCAGCUGCUCAGCGGGAGGGACCUGCAGCGCGCUCACAGCUCCAGUGACCUCCAGGCGAGGCUGGAUCUGACCUUUCGCAGGUGCGCCUCGCUGCAGAGGAACGGCGACGUGGCGCCCCCCCCGGCCCGCCGCUACGGCACUCUGCGGCGCGCACAGCACAGCACCACGUCGCUGGUGCCGCCGUGACAGCGCUGAGGGACACCAGGAGCUCGCCACCCACGGAGGCCCCCCCCCCCCCAGCAGGAGGCGUCGCCGGAGACCAAGUACAUCCCCUCGCGCCCCUUUCAUGUGCUGUUCUCAGUUCUUACCUGCGUGUGUCUUAAACUGAAUCUAUGCAGAGUUGGAUUUACGGAGGAUGCUGUUUGCAGAGCUGUCUCCUGCUAACAGGUUGUUUUACUACAGCUGAUAGUGAUUUGGUAUAUUGAGUGCUUUUAAACAUUCUUAAAACCAUCAUCUCACAUAUAUUUGCUUUGUCGUUUUCUUUCAUAUUCACAUUGUAUUACAAGUGCACUUUCUUUGGUUGAUUUUUAAAUUCCAUAUGUUUUACAUAGUCAGAGCUACUGGAGGAACAUCUAGGCUGAAGCAAAAAAUGGCCAUCUGUGUCUCAGAUUAUACAAUGUGUGUUUACUCUGUAACCGCCUGUGGUCUGUGGACGCUACAAUACAUGAAGAUAAUCUCCCUAAAUAACACACCUCAACACUUGUUCCGUCUGUUCUGUGGACGCAGGAAGCGUGUGAAUCAGCAGGUGAGCUCGUUCAGACCAAAGAGGAAUGAAAAACGAAGCCUGCCUCUUUCAUUGAAGCCGGAUUUGAAUUCUCACUGAUAAAGUGCCAACAAUAACACGGCCAGCCUAAAAAAAAACGCAGCUCGGUUUUGUUUUUCAGUAUCAAAACACAGGAUUCACGCACACACACACACACACACACACAUGGAUGAAUUGUUCCUCUGCAGACACAGAUGUAAUGAGUCCUACUGGGCAGGGUGUACUAAAGUUACCGCGUGCCAUUGAUUUGCGGUCAUCAGCCGUCCUGUUUGUCACUGGGGAUUAUGAAAGAGGGUUUCACUUCACUGUAACUGUCAUUUAACAUCACUGUUUAACUACACUUUACCAAAAGGGAAUAAAGGAUGUUUCUGAGACAUUGUUUGGGGAAUAUGGCUAGAUUAUAUUUUAUUAACUUUUUUAAAAGUCUACAUUUUGUACCUGUAAUUAUGUAAUUUAAGAACCAGAUGAAAACUGUAUGUUUUAGGAACCUCUUCAUGAGGUUAGACUAACACAAGCUGUAACCGGGGUUUGAAUUGGACACGACACAAAGAAGUCCUAUUACUGGACUUUCUAUAUUAUCUGCUCAAUGCACUGCAAGUUUUAUGGAUUGCAUAUUAAACACGGCUUUUCUCACAA